UCAACCCUUUUCUCCCGCUGUUCUUCUUCUCCUCCUUCUCCGUACCCAUGUACGGCAACAACCCCAAUCUCCGGCCGCCGUACGGCGGCGUUCCUGGUUUGCCACCACAAUAUACUAUCAACCCUGAUUUUUUCAACCAAAACCCUCACCUCCUAACUCAUCCUUUUUCUUCUUCUUCUUCUUCUUCUUCUUCUUCUUCUUCUUCUUCUUCAUCAGUUCCUCUAAACCUCUAUAUUCACCGCCAAAAUCCUUAUAUCCGAAACCCUAAUUUUCCAAUCCAACAACAUCCCAACACUAACCCUACAUCUUCAAACCCCGAUAAAACUCUGGAUAGAAUUGAAAGCGCUGUAAAGAAUUCCCAUGAGAAUCUUCUUGCAAUUGGUGAUACUAUUACGGCAUGGGGAGUCUCUCAAGCUGCACUUGUAUAUCUUCAAGUAGAUUCAUGGGCUUCACUAGGUUUUCAAAUACAUCAAAUUCCCUCGUUGAGCCUUCUUAUGAGCACUGAAGCAAAGGUUAAUUCAUAUAUCGAUUGUUUCGUUCUGGCGCGGAGAUUUACAUCAGUGUAUGAUUUAGAGAUUGCAAUUUGUAAAAAUGAGGGUGUUGAAAAGUUUGAAGGACUAAAAUUGGGACCUCUCUUAAAGCAUCCAGCUGUUCUUCAAUAUUUUUCUGUUCCUUCGGAUGUCAAACAAGUUCAUAAGAUAACAAGUGAAACAAUUGUUACUAACCUUGUCGAGUUCGUACAUUCUUGUGAUGGGGAAGUAAGUAAAGAAGUAAAUAAGAUAACAAGUGUCAAGAAAAAAAAGUUCUUGCAGUUUCUAGCAAGUAAAGAAGCUGUUGCACACCCAGCAAGGCUUGGUGUUAGGAUUCCGCAGUACGUGAAACCUUAUGUAAAUUAUAUCCGAGAUGCAAGCAAAGCAGAAGGGGAGAUACUAAAGAGUUCUGCUCAAGCACUGAAACAGAAGUCCAUCGAUCAUAACAAAAAAGUGAAAGAUGAAGUUUCAAACCAACCUGCUAUUACUUCAGAGAAAAAGUUGCUGGACAAAUUCAGCACUCAACAUGUCAAGUCGUUCUCUCCGAUUCCUAUACAUUCUGAUUUAGCUAGCAAGCGUUUGGAGGAUUUAAGUGAUAAUAAUAUUAUUAAUAGCACGGAUAGUGAUCUUAUUUUAAGUAGUCAUGGUAAAAUGUCAUCAAAAGAUAGAAAAUAUUCAGAUCAACAUGUUGAUAGUUACCCUUUACCAUCUACAUCUGAAGAACAAAAUGGAGGAUUUGGAGUUGAAGUGAAUGAGUGUUCUCCUUCUAUAGAUCCCUUAAGUUAUGACCCAAAUAAAAAGUCAUCUGAUAAGAAAGCGAGAUUCUGUUAUCCGUUUACGAACGACUCUUUGUCUAGGAGUUCUAAAAGGUAUAAGUCAGAUCCAAGGAUCAUUAAGAAUCCCGAUUUUCCUACUGCAAUGCACAAUAGCCGUUCUUCUGCUGACCGUGGUGUUGGGGAUGACUUUGGGAAUUGUCUUGAAGAGAAUGCUGGUGAAAGAUCACCCGAUGCUCAGAUUGAAAUGGCAGAUUUUAGUGCUGUGGAUAAUUGUAACCUUGUUCUAACUGAUGAUACUGUGAAUAAGUUCAUAAGCACGUGGAAGGACGCAUGCCAGGUGCAUUCUGUUGACGAGGUUUUUGAAAGGAUGAUCAACUUUUAUAAUGCGCCAUCUCAAGGAAGAAAGAAAAUUUCAGUUUAUGCAUUACAGCGUCUAAGAAGGCAAAUAAAAUCAUCUCAAGGAAGAAAGAAAAUUUCAGUUUAUGCAUUACAAUGUCUAAGAAGGCAAAUAAAAUCAUUAACUUCAACUUAUCCGUGUAUUGGAUUAUUGAAUGUCGCUAUUAGAUCUAUUAAAUGCGGGAUGUGGGAUAAUGUCUAUGAUACUUCACAAACUAUGGGACAACAUGGAUGUAGGACUCCAACUUUCUCUUCUUUCACUGAUUGGAAAAGGAGGGAAGCUGAAAUUUUGAGUAAGACAGACUCAUUAUCUGCAAAUGAGUGCUCUUCUCAACCUGAAUACAGUCUGACUGUUGAUGGGAUUUUGAAGAAAGUUGGGACAUAUUUCGAAAUGAAUCAUUGCACUAAGGAAGCAGAUUCCCCGCUGGACAACCUACUUGAUUGCUCAAGAAGGUUACGGGAUUGCGAGGUAUGGUUGACAAAGCAAUUUUCGGUCAAGGACUUUGACACUCUAGGUCAUGGUGCAUUCUUCAAAUUUUUGGAGGCAAACUCCUCUCAACUUCCUUAUGAACUAUAUGGAAGAUUUACUGGAGAUUUAAGGAAGAAGUCUCUUCUGGAGGUAACCAUGCUUGGGCAGCAGCUGAUACUGUUGCUAUCGCAAGCUGCUAGUAGCUUGUGGGUGAACGGUGUAAUAACAAAGCACCACAUAUCUUUUCUACUAAGAAAACAAUUCCCUACAAUCAGCUUAGAAAUUGGUGGUGACGAUCUCUUGGAAGACAUGGCUGAAUUUUUGAAGAAGCAGGGUCGUGGUAACUUUUCCAGUUGUGUUUUAUUUUCUGCUACUUUGUUGCGCUCAUGUUAUUUGGACGCACCAUCUGCAUGCCAUUUGCUGGAGGGUACAACUGGUUUGAAGUCUGAUUUAGGGCUUAAGUGUGGGGUUCUUGGAUCUGUUUCGUCUAAGGAUGCACUCAAGUGCUUGCUCAGAGCACCAAUGUUAACCGAUCUUUUAUCAUGGUCUCAUUGGGACCUUAUAUUUGGUCCUUCACUUGGUCCUCUUGCAGAUUGGUUGUUAAAUGUAGUUCACACUAAAGAGUUGAUGUGCUUAGUGACAAAAGAUGGGAAAAUAAUUCGAGUCGAUCACUCUGUCACCAUAGACGACUUCUUGGCAGCUGCACUCCAAGGGUCUUCUUUCGAAACAGCUGUAAAAUUGCUGUCUUUGGUUUCUUUGUAUGGAGGGGACAAGCAAGUUCCGAUGUCCCUUCUUAGGUCCCAUGCGCGCCAAGCAAUUGAAGUCAUCCUAAAGAAUUCUUUAAACUCUGCUGAAGUUACAAAUUAUCGGGAUCUUCAAAUUCAUGAAGAAGCCUUGAGAGCAAACCAAGUAUGUUGCGGACAAACUGAGCGCAUCCCACUUCCUCUUAACCCUGUGGGUACUAUUUCACAAAUUAUGGAAAGCCAAGAUUUGAGCGAAGGAACAUUUGGAGUUAAUAAAGCAAUUUCUGUUGUGUCAAGGUUCGUUCUCGAUAUUCUUGGUUGCCUACCUCCUGAAUUUUGCAGUUUUGCAGCAGAUAUAUUUCUUUCAGGAUUCAAGUCUCUUACUGGAACUGGUCCUUCAGCUAUUUUACAUGAAUGCACCCAAAUUAAUCAACGUAUGAUGCUUCAUGACAUUGGGUUGACUCUUGGUAUAGUGGAAUGGAUUGGUGACUACCAUACAUUUUGUUCUAGUGGCACCAAUGAAUUGCUUGUAUCCCUUGUGAAGACAAACAAUUUAGUCUCAUUUCCUGGAUCUAGCACGGACGCAUUGGAUGAACUGAAAGCAUUGAAGAGUCAGGAUUUUUCUGAGGCAGACAUUCACCAUAGUGAUGUCUGUGUUCAGAGAGAUCUAAGCGAAGUGUCUAAUAAAGAUAUGUAUGACGGCUUUGUAAGAGCUUCAUCCAAAUAUGAUGAGAAUGAGGAUGCGACCAGUGUUAUUGAAUCUAUUAGGCGUGAGGAAUUUGGUCUAAUCCCAAAUCUUUCACAUGCUGAGAUGAACAUGUUAAAGAAGCAGCAUGCUCGUCUAGGGAGGGCUCUUCACUGUCUUUCACGAGAGUUAUAUUCACGGGAUUCUCAUUUUCUUCUCGAGCUGGUUCAAAAUGCAGACGAUAAUGUUUACCCUGAAAGCGUGGAACCUACUCUUGUUUUCAUUCUUCAGGCUAGUGGCACUGCUGUGCUAAAUAACGAACAAGGCUUUUCUGCUCAAAACGUUAGAGCUCUUUGUGAUGUCGGCAAUUCAACAAAAGGUGGGUCCAUUGCUGGAUAUAUAGGGCAGAAGGGCAUAGGCUUCAAAUCAGUUUUCAGGGUUACCGAUGCUCCAGAGAUUCAUUCCAAUGGGUUUCAUGUCAAGUUUGACACAAGUGAAGGUCAUAUUGGUUUUGUUUUGCCCACAGUUGUCUCUCCUUGCGACAUUGACUUUUAUGAGAAACUUAUCCCUAGCGAAGUUGUUGAUGGGACCGAUGAUAAUAACAUCAGGCGGUCUAGUGGCAGCAGCCAGUGGAAGACUUGCAUCAUUCUUCCUUUCAAACGAAAACUAAAAGAAGGAACAGACAUAAGCUCUAUCUUAUCCGUGUUUUCAGAUCUUCACCCCUCCUUGCUACUGUUUCUUCAUCGCCUUCGAUGUAUAAAGCUUGUGAAUUUGUUCACGAGUGAAUACUUUGUCAUGAGAAGAGAAAGUUUAGGAGGCGGCAUCAUAAGAGUUUCUCAGGGAAAAGAAAAAACAAGUUGGUUUGUAGCAUCUCAGAAGUUGGAUGCUAGUGUCAUUCGGCCUGAUGUUCAAACUACAGAGAUUGCUAUAGCCUUCACCCUAGAUGAGUUGGCCAGUGGACAAUACAAACCACACUUAGAGCAACAACCUGUCUUCGCUUUUCUUCCUCUAAGAACAUAUGGUCUGAAGUUUAUUCUUCAAGGAGAUUUUGUUCUUCCUUCAUCUAGGGAAGAGAUUGACGGAGAUAGUGCUUGGAACCAGUGGUUGUUGUCGGAGGUUCCAAAUUUGUUUGUCAGUGCACAGAGAUCCUUCUGUGCCAUCCCUUGCUUUAGAGAGAGUCCAGGGAUAGCUUUGACGAGCUAUUUGAGUUAUGUUCCACUUGUGGGGGAAGUUCAUGGAUCUUUGUCGCAUCUUCCUCUCAUUAUUAUGUCUAAACUACGUGCUUCAAACUGUAUGCUCUUGGAAGGACAUAAUGAGAAGGAAUGGGUUCCACCAUGCAAGGCCCUCAGAGGUUGGGAUGAACAAGCUCGCAAUCUUUUACCUGAUAGACUUCUAAAACAGCAUCUCGGGCUCGGUUACUUGGAUAAGGAUGUAGUUUUGUCCGAUUCUUUAGCAAAUGCUUUAGGCAUCGAAGAAUAUGGACCCAAAAUCCUGGUUGAUGUUAUGUCAUCAGUAUGUCAACAAGCUGAUUAUGGUGGUAUAAAAUCAAUGGGGUUGGAGUGGUUUUCGUCGUGUCUCAGUUCACUUUACUCUAUGCUGGUGAUUAGUUCAACUGCUAGAGUAGAAGUUUCAGAUAUUUUUAAGAGACUUGCGAGAAUACCGUUCAUUCCACUUUCAGACGGAACAUAUAGCUCUGUGGCUGAAGGUUCGAUAUGGUUACCUUCUGAUGACAUUGGAUUUGAAGGUUUGCAUGGUCCUGAUUUUUGCCCUAGUUUAUAUGCAAAACUUCGUACCGUAAAUCCUGCUUUCCUCUCUUCACCAUCCGAGGAUAAGAGCAGUGACACACAGAUGCAGGUGGAGAAUUGCAUAAGAAUGUUAAACAGAAUAGGUGUUCGACGGCUCUCUGCGCAUGAUAUUAUAGUGGUGCACAUUUUACCAGCAAUUACGGAUGAUAUACCCACAGAGAGAGAUGAUAUUUUGAUGACAGAAUAUGUAUCCUUUUUAAUGCUCCACCUUCAGUCUAGUUGCCCUAGAUGCUGCGUUGAACGGGAAUACAUUAUCUCUGAAUUAAGAACCAAAGCUUUUAUCCUGACAAAUCAUGGCUAUAAAAGACCCCAUGAAAUAUAUUUACAUUUCAGCAUGGAGUACGGGAAUCCGGUAGAUGUGAGCAAGUUACUUGAUGCCGUGGAUGUGGAAUCUAAUUGGCAUGAAGUUGACGUUAGAUACUUGAGACAUGCAAACAUCAGCACGUCACCAUUGUUUGGUUUAAUGAACUGGAGAGAAUUUUUCCAGGAACUUGGCAUUACUGAUUUUGUUAAAAUAAUUCAAGUUGAGAAGAAUGAAGCUGGUCUUCCCCUGAACUUGGAUCACAAUGAAAUCCAUAUUUCUCCUGGUUUAGUACUUAAAGAUUGGGAGUCAGCGGAGUUGGUUUGCUUACUAUUUACUUUAUCCUCACAGAAGAAUCAUGGAAAAUGUAAGUAUUUGCUGGAAGUUCUUGAUGAUAUGUGGGAUGAUUGUUUUGCUUCAAAAGUAACAGGUUGCUGCAUUUCAAAACCGAACGAGGAUGGGAUACCAUUUGAGUCGUCGUUCAUUAAGAGCAUUCACGGUGUUCAGUGGGUAGUAUCGAGUACAGAUCAAGAGCUUCACUAUCCUAAAGACUUAUUCAUCGAUUGUGAGGCUGUCCGGUCUAUCCUUGGAGAUGGUGCACCAUAUGCUGUGCCACAGGUGAAGAGCAGAAAAUUGAUACGUGACGCUGGUUUUAAAACCCAAGUUGCCCUUGAUGAUGCGUUGCGAAUUCUCCAUACAUGGAGAAGAUGCAAGACUCCUUUCAAAGCGAGCAUUACACAAAUGUCGAAGUUUUAUUCGUUCGUAUGGGAUGCGAUGAUAGAGAGUUCCAAGGGUAAAAUUUUAGAGGAGUUCAGUUCAAGGCCUUCAAUAUUUGUUCCAUAUGAAGCUGUGUCGGGACACGAGAGUAUGGUGAAGGGCAUGUUUUUGUCUCGAGAUGAUGUGUAUUGGCACGACCCAACUGGAUCUGUGGACUUAGCAAAAGCGCUGCUUCUUCAGCAUGGCUUAAUUAACGGGUCUAACUGCCAUCUAAUCAACACACUGGCACAAGUUUAUCAUGGUUUUCAUGAUUUUUUUGUGGAUGAGUGUAGGGUACGCGAGAUCCCUCCUUUUAAGAACUAUAUCCAGAUCUUGCUACAGUUAUCAAACGUUGCUCUGCCUUCACAGGCUGCUACUGCAGUUUUUAGAGUUUUUUUGAAGUGGGCAAAUGAUUUAAAAUCUGGCUUGCUGGGGGCCAUGGAUGUUCUUUACUUGAAGGAAUUUCUUCAGAAAAAGAAAAAUACAGUUCUUCCGACUGUACAGGAUAAAUGGGUUUCACUUCAGCGUAAAUUUGGCCUGGUCUGUUGGUGUGAUGAUGAGCAACUAAAACAGCAAUUUACAAUAUCUGACAAAAUUUGUUUCUUAAACUUUGGAGAACUUAGCAAUGAUGAGAAAAAAAUGCUCCCAGAAAAAUUCUCUAUGUUCAUGCAGGCUAUUGGAGUUCCGUCUCUUUCUGAGGUCGUAACUCGUAUAGCAGUAUAUGAAGGUGUGGAAGAUUUUACAAGUAAAGCUUUAUUGAUGGACCGUGUUCUUCCUUUUGCUCAGCGCUAUAUCUACAAAUCACACCCUGAUCAGUACCUUCAACUCAAGCAGUCUGGAGGGGAAAAUUUGAGUCAACUACAAAUCGUUGUGGUUAAAAAGCUAUCUUACAGGUAUAACUUGGAAGGUUGCAAGACUGCAUCUAAUAAAUGCUUGAAGUGCAGAUGUCUUCUCCAGAAGAAUGUCCUGUACAUAAAGCAGAAGGCUGACUCCCACUCGAUAUUCCUAGAACUUUCUCGCUUAUUCUACCAUGGAAUCCCUGAAUUACACCUUGCUAAUUUCCUUCACAUGAUAGCAUCCAUGGCUGAAUCAGGCUGCACCGAAGAGCAAAUAGAGUUCUUUGUUGUAAAUAGUCAGAAUAUCCCUAAACUUCCUGAUAAUGAACCUAUUUGGUCUCUUUCAUCAUUAUCCCCACCCAAGGAAGAUCUUGAGAUUUCACAAACAGCUUGUUCCUCAGGUAUGGUAAAUGGAAAGAAACAGUCAAAGUCCAAAAGAAAGCGAGUUGAUUCAACUUGUUCUUCUGCUCCAGCAAAUAAGCCAAUUACAAGUCCAUCGUCAACCAUUCCACCAAAUGAAAGUCAUUGUCAGAAAGAAGGAAAACCUGAAGUUAUGACAUCAUACACUGAUAAGCAUGGAAUUCCUAUUGGAGUUGGUUUUGAUUGGAUUAUCCUAGAUGAUACAGUAGCACACAUGGAGGCAAGUCUGCAAGAACCUAAGGCUAUGGAAGGUUUACAACUUGGUGGUGUUAAGACGGAAAGCGCAGGCUGUAGUUCUUCAGAAGUAGCAUUAAAUGAGAAAGAUCCGCUUCCUUUUAGUACACCCAAUGAGCACCAAGCAGCUGUAACUGGGAGGUUGGGAGAGUUUGUAGCUUUCAAGUACUUGGUAGAAAAGCUUGGGGAGGAAGUAGUUAAUUGGGUGAAUAGAGAAACAGAGACGGGUUCACCGUACGAUAUCCUUCUGGGGAAGGAUGGAAACAACAUAGAAUACAUCGAGGUUAAAGCAACCAGGUCUCCAACGAAAGACUGGUUUAAUAUAUCACCGAGGGAAUGGCAAUUUGCAACCGAGAAGGGGGAACGUUUCAGCAUCUUGCAUGUUGCUUUGUUAGAUUUGAACAAUACAAAAGUAACAGUGUUCAAGAACCCAGCGAGGCUAUGCCAGCAAGGCAUGUUGAAAUUGACGGUUUUGAUGUCAACAGGUUAUAGAAAGCCUAACCUUGCUUCUUAGUGGCCAUGUUAAAAUUGCGUAGUCAAGAUUUAACCAGUGAUUAGAAAUUUUUUCUUCUCGUAUCAGUAACUUUUGGUAGUAAAGCUUUUCGGCAUGGCAGUGAUGUCAAUAUUGUACAGUAUAACGUAUAAGAGUAGAAGAAAAAUGCUGUAAAGUUGCAAGUUUUAGUUUUGGUUUCACCUAUUCAUCA
Molecule: messenger RNA, 8655 nt
Organism: Papaver somniferum (opium poppy)
Lineage: Eukaryota; Viridiplantae; Streptophyta; Magnoliopsida; Ranunculales; Papaveraceae
Exons: 13
Coding region: 48-8465 (2805 amino acids)
Biological process (GO): leaf vascular tissue pattern formation; root development; embryo development ending in seed dormancy
Cellular component (GO): nucleus
Source: RefSeq, a predicted model, not a curated record